Acomys russatus (golden spiny mouse) is the source of this 1095-nucleotide messenger RNA. It is a transcript of the gene Trdmt1, whose product is annotated as tRNA aspartic acid methyltransferase 1. Lineage: Eukaryota; Metazoa; Chordata; Mammalia; Rodentia; Muridae. Gene Ontology annotation, molecular function: methyltransferase activity. The transcript has 8 exons. The record is from RefSeq and is a predicted model, not a curated record.
AUGUAAACACUGUUGCUAAUGAAGUAUACAAGCACAAUUUUCCUCACACACACGUACUGGCGAAGACAAUUGAAAAUUGGCCUACAGGGGGAUAUGGCUGAUCCAAGGACAAAUAGCUUCCUGUAUAUCCUAGAUAUUCUUCCAAGAGAGCUGCUGGUGCACACAUUAGAAACCUGUGGCUUUCAGUAUCAAGAGUUUCUGUUAUCUCCGUCCUCUCUUGGCAUUCCAAACUCAAGGCUACGGUAUUUUCUCAUUGCAAAGCUUCAGAAAGAGCCUUUACCUUUUCAAGCCCCUAGCCAGAUACUGAUGGAGUUUCCUAAAAUCGUAAAUGCACAGCCACAAAAAUACACAGUAGUUUCAGAAAAUAAGCCAACCGUGAAGAGAACUGAACCAAACGUCUGCUUUGAUAGCAGCAGCACACAGAGCUCUGGAAAAGAUACAAUUCUCUUUAAGCUUGAAACUGCAGAAGAAAUUGACAGGAAACGCCAACAGGACAGUGACGUCUCUGUGCAGAUGCUGAAAGAUUUUCUUGAAGAUGGUGACACAAAUCAGUACCUUUUACCACCACAGUUACUGCUGCGAUACGCUCUGCUACUAGACAUCGUUCAGCCCACUUCCCGGAGGUCCACGUGCUUUACCAAAGGGUAUGGAAGCUACAUCGAAGGGACAGGCUCUGUGUUGCAGAUGGCAGAGGAUGUGCAGAUUGAAAAUAUCUAUAAGUCUCUUACUGAUUUGCCACCAGAAGAAAAGAUAGCUAAGUUGUCAAUGCUUAAACUGCGGUAUUUCACACCUAAAGAAAUUGCCAAUCUCCAGGGAUUUCCUCCAGAAUUUGGGUUUCCUGAGAAGGUAACAGUAAAGCAGCAGUACCGUCUACUUGGCAACAGCCUCAACGUGCAUGUAGUAGCAAAGCUCCUCACAGUCCUGUGUGAAUAAUUUGGAAAUACCUCUGAGAGGUGUCAUAGCAUUCUUCUAAUUCUAGGUAUUAAUUCUAAAAUUCUAUUUUUAAUUCAUUCAUAUGAAAUGUAACUAAAUUAUUUUAGUAUCAUGUUAGUGGAUAAUUGGAAACUUAGGUAAUGCAUGUCAAAUUAUUUUCCU